Manis javanica (Malayan pangolin) is the source of this 708-nucleotide messenger RNA. Its product is annotated as carbonic anhydrase 1-like. Lineage: Eukaryota; Metazoa; Chordata; Mammalia; Pholidota; Manidae. The record is from RefSeq and is a predicted model, not a curated record. Gene Ontology annotation, cellular component: cytoplasm. Gene Ontology annotation, molecular function: zinc ion binding; carbonate dehydratase activity.
AUGGUGAAAUGGUGGCCUAUGAAGGGAAGGGAAGUUCCUACAAAACCCGAGGGGUGGCCUCAGUUGCCCUCUGCAUACUCAACUGCAACCAGCUAUUCCAGGUAUUAUUUUUGCUUUCAGAAAAAGAAAACUAAGCAGAAGAUCCUGGCAAGUUAUGACUGGGGGCAUGAUGGCAAAUAUUGUCCUAAACACUGGGACAAGCUGUACCCCAUUGCAGAUGGAAAUAACCAAUCUCCUAUCGACAUUAAAACCAGUAAUACCAAACAUGAUACCUCUCUUAAACUUAUCAGUGUCACCCACAACCCAGCCACAGCCAAAGAGAUUAUCAACAUGGGACAUUCCUUCCAUAUAAUCUUCAAGGACAAUGAUAACUAAUCAGUGCUGAAGGGCGGUCCUCUCCCUGAAAGCUAUGCCUGUCAGUUCCAUUUUCACUGGGGCAGCACAAAUGACUAUGGUCCUGAGCACACAGUGGAUGGAGUCAAAUAUUCCGGAGAGCUUCACAUAGUUCAUUGGAAUUCUGCAAAGUACUCCAGCCAGACUAAAGCUGCCUCACAGCCUGAUGGUUUGGUGAUUAUUGGUGUUUUGAUGAAGCUGGCACAGUUCCGCAGUCUUCUGUCGAAUGUUGAAGGUGAUAUAGCUGUGCCCAUUCAGGGCACCGACCAAUCACCCCAGCCUCUGAAGGGCAGAACAGUGACAGCUCCAUUCUGA